Molecule: messenger RNA, 210 nt
Organism: Cadophora gregata
Lineage: Eukaryota; Fungi; Ascomycota; Leotiomycetes; Helotiales; Ploettnerulaceae
Exons: 1
Coding region: 1-210 (69 amino acids)
Source: RefSeq, a predicted model, not a curated record
AUGAGGGGCGGUGUGGGUUUUCCAUCUAACUCGACACCGUCUCAAGGAUUGACGAGGAUGUUGUGGCAAAAGCAGAUGAAUCUCAAACUGCGUCAUACCAGAGAAGUCAGCGAACGCAAGCAAGUUGGUGACGCGGAGAGCAUGAUCAACGAGGGUAGAGGCGCCUCUGGACACCAUGGAUUCUUCAAGGGCGACGGCGGCGAAGUGUAA